Molecule: messenger RNA, 1881 nt
Organism: Psammomys obesus (fat sand rat)
Lineage: Eukaryota; Metazoa; Chordata; Mammalia; Rodentia; Muridae
Product: cyclin-dependent kinase 4 inhibitor B
Exons: 2
Coding region: 197-589 (130 amino acids)
Biological process (GO): negative regulation of cell population proliferation; regulation of cyclin-dependent protein serine/threonine kinase activity
Cellular component (GO): nucleus
Molecular function (GO): protein kinase binding; cyclin-dependent protein serine/threonine kinase inhibitor activity
Source: RefSeq, a predicted model, not a curated record
UGCGGAACGCAGAGUCGGCUGCGCCUGCUUUGCGGUUCCCAGGCGCUAGCGCUGGAGCCCGCGCGUUCCCGGAACGAGCACUGAAACUGCUGGGGCCCCGGAGAGGGGAGGCGCUCAGAGACGGGGCUGCGGCAAUCUCACCGCCAGCGGAGGACCAUCCCUGCGGUGGACCGAGCUGCGAGAGGAGGACAAGGGCAUGCUGGGCGGCGGCAGUGACGCGGGCCUGGCCACCGCCGCGGCGCGGGGACAGGUGGAGACGGUGCGGCAGCUCCUGGAAGCCGGCGCGGAUCCCAACGCCGUCAACCGCUUCGGAAGGCGCCCGAUUCAGGUCAUGAUGAUGGGCAGCGCCAAGGUGGCGGAGCUGCUGCUGCUCCACGGAGCGGAACCCAACUGCGCCGACCCCGCCACCCUCACCAGACCUGUGCAUGACGCGGCUCGGGAGGGCUUCCUGGACACGCUUGUAUUGCUGCACAGGGCAGGGGCGCGGCUGGAUGUGUGUGACGCCUGGGGCCGCCUGCCGGUGGACUUGGCCGAAGAGCGGGGCCACGGCGAUAUUGCGAGGUAUCUACACGCCGCCACUGGAGACUGAUGGCGGGUCCCCUCGGCCUCUCCAAGGACUUUUUUUCUCCCCAGCCCCAUCUAGGAAGACUUCGAGCAUGAAGAGGAUCUGCGCAUUGCCUGCAGGCCUUGCAGAACUUUGAACCCUACCCAGGAAGGCAAAGCCAAUCAGAAAUACUGUCCAAAGUGUUUUCUGCAGCUGGAUCUGGCUCCCUGUCCUCACUCUGAAGUGAAAGGGCUCACCAAGGAGAUUUGGUGUGAAGUUCCCAGGACCCUUUAUCUUUCAGGUGUAAAAUAACGCAGGAAGUUCUUGAUGCUGUGGUGGGAACUGGAGGAAGUGGUAACUGACAUUCGGGUGGGGGCAGUGAGCACCUUCCCCCGUGAACUCCAAAGGCAGAUGAUCUAGAAGGAAAACAUGAGACUAGAGGAGAAGCAUUGAAGUGGGUCCAAGGCUUUAUGCACUGUGUCAUCUGUGGUGAUUCGCCUGCCAAAUGGCAUGCUAUAGAAACUGAAUUCACCCCAGCUCUAUCAGGAAAAUAGUGGAAGGUGAAGACAACAGAUCUCUGCUAAACUCUGUGGGUCUGGGUCCCAAUAGACUCAACAUGUCCAAAACCCAAUGGUGAAUCAUAGUAUGUAGUAAUUUGCUCUCUGUAAAUAGUUUAAUAAUCCCUUUAGGAACUUCACUACAUUUGAGUUGUUCUUUAGUAACAGUGUAUUUAACGGGGAAAACUUUUAACAGUGUAACUUCUGGUCCUCAGCAGAGGUGAGAUUGACAUGCCCUUUGUUUUGGGUUGGUUAGUUGAUUUUGGUUUGUGCUUUUGUUUUUUCCUUCCUUUUUUUUUUUUUUUUAAGUUAGCACUUAAAGCUCAAGCUUUUUUUGUAGCUCAAGCUAACCUGAGUCAGGAUACCCCUGCCUUAGCCUCCUAAGCACUGGGCUUGUAGCAUGCUCCCUCUCCUGAAGUACAGCUUCUCAUGGAACUAUGACAGGACACACAGGGCACAUUCCUGGUGACAAUGCACACCCUGCUUUUGUCAUUAACCUGUUUAUUUCUCUGUCCAUGGUUUCUCACGGCAACUAUUCCAGCUGUCCUGUUAAAUGCUAGGUGUGUUUAUCUGGUCAUUUACCAAGGGCUGUGUCAAAAAGGUUACAGAAACGGAAGUUGAGUAGGAACUUACUGAAUUAAACAACUCAUGGGCAGCCUUGGUGUCUACAAACCAAUUGUGGAUGCACUCUGUGGGGCUCCCAGUGGGGCUCGAUUCAUUAUAGCACUGAAACAAUUGAUACACCACUGUUUUAUUAAAUAAACAGUAUAGAUAGACCAA